GCCUCGUGGAGUGCCUGUCCCAGUCAAGUUGUGUGCAAACCAGACGACUCGAAACAGGUCUCGAAGAAGUAAGAUUCCCAAGAUUUUCGAUUGGUCGCUCUCGAAAGCUGGCUGAGACUUGAGAGUCAUCUAAGAAGGAGACACGAGGGGCGCGCACUCCGUGACGCUUAAGCCGAAAAGUGCCUUCUUAAGCAAAACGACGCCUUCGGAUCUUGGACCUCCGAAUAUCUUUUUCAGAGUGGUAUUGCUGCCAGUGAAGGUCGCGUCGAAGUUGAGAGACGGCUGCGAGUCGGUCGAGGACAGCUCUAUCUGACGCAAGGAACUGGAACCACCAGGCCUGGACAUAAUGGAGACAAUUCUCGAGUCAAGCCACCCAACGACCACCGUUUCUGGGAUUACACCUGAGGCGGCCUUGUUCUCAGUCGUCAGACCGACUCAGCUGGGGACGGAAACUGUCGUGUCAUCCACCAGUAUUGACGGGUUCCACGGGAGGUCUGCGUCACUGAACCUUCCUCUAGCGAGAAAGGCGAGCUUUCGAGUCCGCGAAUGGGUCAAACGAUCAGGUUCGAGCCGGACUCAGACAGCGGCUACAUCAGGACUCUCCACAUCACGGCCCUUGAAAGCACACAUCAAGCACCUUGGAGGCGGCCGGCUGGAGGAAGUAAAUGUCGAAGGAACAGCCCACAAUACGAAUCUCCUAGUACCGGCAACUCGGCGAGAAUCGAGGACCCGGGCAAGUUCUCCCGACAGUCGAGUAACACAAUGGUUCGACUUCCAGUUCUACGCCGAGCCGCCUGAGACUAGCCAACCAAAGCCCCAUGCUCUUCUCGGACCAUUCCCCUUUGAAAGGCGCCCAAACCGACGACAACGGUCCGGAUCGACGAAUUCCGACCUCCGGCCAGCGCCACUCAGGGUGCCCUGCCCCGAGAAAGGAGGCAGUUCCAGCAGCGUCACCACGCCGUCGAAGACACUGGCACGGAAGUGCUCGAAAUGGAAACCUCUGCCACUGCCUCCUGCGCAGUCAGUUGAGCCUAAGCGGCUGGAAGUGGAAACCAUGGCAGUCACCGAUGAUGCCGAAACGAAGGCGCUGGUCAAGAGGAAUGACGAGCAACAGUCAAAAGGCGCGUCGUGCUCACACAGCCCUGGGGAUCACUCUCCGGGACGAGAUGAGCUGGGAAUCCUACCGGUGACCCGCUUCGGUACGCCCCCUCUAACACCCGACAGCAGCACAGGCGGUGUCGCCAUGAGGCGUCUGGUCGGGGACAAGGGCAAGGGCAAGGAUACAGAGGGACGGCCCCUUGCAGAGUCCAGGACCGACGACGGCAGAAGGAGGGAAAGAUCGGGAUCAAAGGCCGACGCCCACGCCCCCUUGCGAUACACCCGUCAAGAGCGAAUUUGGUUACACGUGAAUUACAGGGGUGAGGUCCCCUUCCUCAAGGCAUGGGGGCUGGACAUCAAGAAGGCGGCUGAUCGUGUUGAGGGCGUGGCCAUUCUCAGGGACUUGAUGCAAGCAGAGCGGGAGAGGUACGGGAUAGCUGGUCCUCAGGUUGUAGCUUAGGGGCAGACUGUGGCAGUAUAUUGAAAUGAGUUGCUUAAUGCUUAAAUAUGCGUGGGUCGUCCUGGUUGAGCAGUAGGGAGUUUGUCAUGAUUGGUAGCUAUACGUGUUAAUGGAGGAUUGCGUUUAUGGUAC
This is a messenger RNA of Parathielavia appendiculata, 1690 nucleotides long. RefSeq lists its product as uncharacterized. The record is from RefSeq and is a predicted model, not a curated record. The coding region runs from base 347 to 1558 and encodes 403 amino acids. The transcript has 2 exons. Lineage: Eukaryota; Fungi; Ascomycota; Sordariomycetes; Sordariales; Chaetomiaceae.